This is a messenger RNA of Rattus norvegicus (Norway rat), 762 nucleotides long. It is a transcript of the gene Sap18, whose product is annotated as Sin3A associated protein 18. The transcript is spliced from 4 exons. The record is from RefSeq and is marked validated. NCBI's taxonomy places the organism in Eukaryota, Metazoa, Chordata, Mammalia, Rodentia, Muridae. Bases 4 to 522 code for a protein of 172 amino acids.
CUCAUGCUCGCCGCAGGGGUCGGAGGUCAGGGCGAGCGUCUCCCGGGCCGAAGGAGGAAGAUGGCGGUGGAAUCGCGCGUUACCCAGGAGGAAAUUAAGAAGGAGCCGGAGAAGCCGAUCGACCGCGAGAAGACCUGCCCGCUGCUGCUGCGGGUCUUCACCACCAACAACGGCCGCCACCACCGAAUGGACGAGUUCUCCCGCGGGAACGUGCCUUCGAGCGAGCUGCAGAUCUACACCUGGAUGGAUGCAACCUUGAAAGAACUGACUAGUUUAGUAAAGGAAGUCUACCCAGAAGCCAGAAAGAAGGGCACGCACUUCAAUUUUGCAAUUGUUUUUAUGGAUCUUAAAAGACCUGGAUAUCGAGUUAAAGAGAUUGGCAGCACCAUGUCUGGCAGGAAGGGCACUGAUGACUCCAUGACCCUGCAGUCACAGAAGUUCCAAAUAGGGGAUUAUUUGGACAUAGCCAUCACGCCUCCAAAUCGGGCACCACCUUCGUCAGGGAGGAUGAGACCGUACUGAAUUUUAUUGACUUUCUUGAAGUUAUUUUUCAGCCAGUUUGUAAAAUAAACUUACUUAAUCCUUUCCUCCCCCGGACUUUGCCAUUAAGCCUUUAAAUGUUCAAUGAAUUGUAACAUUUAUUUAGGAAUUAGAAUUGGAUGUACUUUGGUAUAUUAAAGAAAGUCCAUAUGUUUUAAGCCCUUCUGUAAAAUAUGAAGAAAAAAGUGCUCUUAGCAUUCUGUAUAAAGCAGUACUGUGAAA